ACUCCUAAUGCAGAGAUGGUUGUUCAAAAUCAAAGGAGUGGAAAGAUGAAUCAAACUACCAUCAAUGAUGCCUAUAAAAAGGAAGCAAGAGAAAGAGCUUGUAUGCUUAUCACAAGAUGGAUGUAUGAGGCUGCUAUUCCAUUUAAUGCAGUCACAUAUCCGAGUUUCCAACCAAUGAUUGAGGCUAUUGACCAAUAUGGUGUGAGUAUGAAGGGACCAACUUUUCAUGAGGUAAGAGUUACUAACCUUAAGAAAGAAUUGGCUCUCACAAAAGAUUUGAUGAAAGAUCAUAUGGUGGAAUGGGGGAAAAAUGGAUGUUCAAUUAUGUCGGAUGGAUGGACCGAUAGGAAAGAGAGAACUUUGGUGAACUUUUUGGUUAAUUGUUCAAAGGGAACCAUGUUCAUGCAAUCCAUUGAUGCUUCUUCAAUGAUUAAGACGAGAGAAAAGAUGUUUGAGUUACUUGACAAAUGGGUAGAGCAAGUUGGUGAGGAGAAUGUUAUUCAAGUUAAAACAGAUAAUCACUCAAGUUAUGUGAUGGCAGGGAGGUUGUUAGAAUUAAAGCGCCCACAUUUGUAUUGGACACCAUGUGCUGCACAUUGCCUUGACUUGAUGUUGGAAGCUAUUGGAAAGCUACCAAACAUCAAGAGGACAUUGGAGAGGGCUAUAUCACUAAAUGGGUAUAUUUAUAAUCGCUCAGGGCUACUCAACAUGAUGAGGCGGUUUACUAGACAAAGGGAAUUGCUUAGGCCUGCUAAGACUCGGUUUGCAACUGCUUUCAUCACAUUAUCGCGAUUGCAUGAACAAAAAAACAAUUUGAGGAAGAUGUUUACAAGCUCGGAUUGGUCAGAUAGUAAAUGGGCAAAAGAGCAGAAGGGGAAAACUAUAGCCAACAUAGUUCUAAUGCCUUCAUUUUGGAACACUAUUGUGUUUUGCUUAAAGGUUUCGGGUCCCCUAGUUCGUGUGCUUCGUUUGCUUCAUCGGCCUUUGCAUGCAGCAGGGUACUUUUUGAACCCGGAAUUCUUCUAUGAUAAGCCAGAAAUAGAGCAUGAUGCCGAUAUUAUGAGUGAUUUGUAUAAAUGCAUCUUAAGGCUAACAAGAGACCCUACUAAGCAAGAAAAAGUUGUGGCCGAAGUGAGUUUGUUCAUAAAUGCCCAAGGACUAUUCGGGAAUGAGUUAGCUGUUAGGACAAGAAAGACUAGAGCACCAGCUGAAUGGUGGGCUGCAUAUGGAGCUUCAGCUCCAUAUUUGCAAAAGUUUGCAAUGAAAGUCCUCAACUUAACAUGCAGUGCAUCAGGUUGCGAACGGAAUUGGAGCAUCUUUGAAAAUAUUCAUAGCAAGAGGAGAAAUAGGUUAGAUCAUCAACGCUUGAAUGAUUUGGUGUAUAUUAAGAAUAAUCGAGUCUUGAAGAGAAGAUACAAUGAACAGCUGUUGGAGCUGAGGAGGCCAGGUUUGAUACUAGAGCUAGAGCUAGAGCAAGCUCAAGCAUAA
Molecule: messenger RNA, 1488 nt
Organism: Vitis riparia (riverbank grape)
Lineage: Eukaryota; Viridiplantae; Streptophyta; Magnoliopsida; Vitales; Vitaceae
Exons: 6
Coding region: 16-1488 (490 amino acids)
Molecular function (GO): protein dimerization activity
Source: RefSeq, a predicted model, not a curated record